GGAUAAGAAAGAAGGGAGAGCCUCACACUCAAAAGAGAAAGAGAUAAGGGAGCUGGCCGCAGGGUUAAUCUCCAGUUCGUGGAGCUCACUGUUUGGUUCGUAUCUUGAGAAAUACUCAUCCAAAAGGGGCGUGUGAGGUGUCCACUGAAAGCUCUCAAGAAGAGGAAUCCAUAGACAUGCGGUUUGAAGGAAACGGAGCAGUUUAAGGCCUCCAAAUCGUCCGAACAAAACGCAACCUUGCAGAAUACGUUUUUGUAUUCAAAGUUAGGGGACGAAUUUGUCUGAAAACACCCGUUCUAGGGACUGUUUUCGUGUCUUCGGUUAGGAGUUGAGCAAGCACCUCGAGGAGGCUGUUUAACACUCAUUUUUAAGCAAGGAAUCAGUUCUCAAACUUCCUUGGCCGAGGCUUUGGUCAUUGGAUCAAGAAGGAAUAGUUUAAAGCUCAUUUGAGGUUGAGGCUAGAGCUUGCUUCCUGUGCUCGUUGCUCGAGAGAUCAUCUAGGGGCGAAGACUUGGUUCGUGCUUCCUCCAUUCGGAUUUUAAACAUUAAUAAACAUGCUCAUGGAUAUUUUAUUAUAGAGCCUGCGUGCUCAUGAAUAGCCCUGUGUGGCCCUUUUGUUUUAAACAAUGUUUUCCGCUGCGUUAUGAACUACUUAUUAUGUUUGUUUAUGGAUGACUUGUGUGUGAAUGAUAUUCAUGACGCCUUGUAUAAUAUGAAUGUGUUGGACUGCGGUUGACUAUUCGUAUUGUACGGCGGGUUGUCGACGUGUCCGGGGAGGUCCGGGGCGUGACAAUUAAGUUGGUAUCAGAGCCUUAGUCCAUAAACUUCAUAAUGAAGUCUCAAAAUUCUCUCUUGAAAAGAUUUUGAAAACCAUGAGCAUAGAAGUUUUGUACUUGGAGAGCUUUUGGUACUUGGGUUGCAAGGUCUCUAAUUGUUAAGAUGGUACCCUUAGCAAUUGGUAUGGCGGUGACUCGAGCCAAAAUGUGUCUUAAGUACCUAUCCGUCAAUUGACAUUGAUACGAGUCUAACGACUCUUUCCAAAUUUCUUUCAGAAAUGGACCGUGGUGGCAGGAUUACUAGGAGAAACCUGACUGGCCGUGUACCAGUGGAGACUGGACAGGGCAGUCGAAGGACCUCUAGGGCAUCUAGAGGAGCUGGCCGAGGAGGCCGAUCACAGACCGUGAGCGACGGUCAUGUGAGUACCGAGAACGAGAGCUACUGGUCCUAUGAGGACUCGACCUAUCGACCGGAAACAGAACCGGUUGAAACCCCUUAUGAAGGGGAUGAUGAUGAUGAUGAUGAUGUAAGUGAUGAGGAGGAAAACGGCUCCUUAGCACGGAUUGAGGCACUACUCCAACAAUAUCACCGUGAGCGUGAAGAGAGGAGGGAACGUCGAAGGCGCCGAGCCGGGCAACCUUCGGGCGGGGCUUCAAGGGAGAGGAGUCAUGGUGACUCUAGGGCCCAUAUCGAACCACAUGAGGGCCGAGGUGAUGGAGGCCCGAUCGUAAGGAUCUCCAAAUACCUCAAAGAGGCACGAGACUUGGGGUGCAAACCCUUCAACGGAGCGGGUGACAUCUCGGUCGCCGCGGAAUGGAUCAAGAGGUUGAACGAAGCAGCCCUUGAUAUGCAACUCACCCCCGAGUUUAAGCUAAGGGUGGCGGUGAGGUUGCUUGAAGGGAUGGCAUCCACAUGGUGGGACGGAGCCAAGGGAAAGUAUGGCAACACGGUGACUUGGGAGAAUUUCCGACAGGAAUUCUUUGCCCAAUAUUAUUCUGAUUUUGAGGUGAACGCCAAGAGAAGAGAGUAUACCCUCCUGACCCAAGGGGGCAAAAUGACGGUGAGGCAACUUGAACACAAAUUCAGGGAGCUCGCGGAGUUCAUACCGGAGUAUGUCUGUGACGAGAACCGGAUGGUAAAUCACUUCUGGGAUGCCUUGGACUUAGAGGUGCGUGAGAGGGCAACACAGUUGCCUAACAUGACCUUUAGCCAAGUGGUCGAGCAGGGGUUGAAAGGGGAGAAACAAUGGGAGGAGAGGAAGAGGAGAGAUGCCGAAGAGGCGAAAAAGAGAAAGGGGGAGAGUCAUGGCCCUCAAGGUUCCAAUAAAAAGGGAAACCAUGGAGGAGGAUCUUUCCGAACACCACCGCCCCCACCUAGGGGGAACCAAGGCCCGAAUGGACAAGGAUCACGGACCUCGGGGGUAGCUCGGUGCAAUAAUUGCAAAAGGAGCCACUUUGGUAAGUGUCGUGACCCUCCUAGAUGCUUCCAAUGUGGGGAUGCCGGGCAUUUGAAGAUGAAUUGCCCACAAUUGGGUGGGGCAAGGUCAUCGGGACCAAGUAGCGGGGCUACGGGAAGUAGAAACCAAGCCGGGGGUUCCCAAGUAACCAGGGGGCAAGGGGGAGCAAGCGCGAGUGACGCGCCGUCCGUGAAUCAAGGAAGGACGCAAGCUAGAGUCUACGCAAUGACCGAGGCUGAUGCUCGGGCUAAUCCCGACUCCGUCGCAGGUAAUACACUUGUUCGGGUCAUUUCUAGGCUUAUUUUGAUCAUAUACGUCGUUGGGAUUAAGUACGGGCCACCCCGGGGUCAAACUGGGUGAGUUAGGCCGAAUCGGGCUGGAAACAGCCACUGCUGGCCAGGCACGCCCGAAGGCACGCCGUGCCUGGAAUCGUGCCUGGAAGGCAGUGGCACCCGAAGAGAAGAAAAAAAAAAAAAAAAAAAUUUUGGGCCAGGCACGGCCUCAGGCACGCCGUGCCUGGCGUCGUGCCUGGGAGGCAGUAGCGCCCAGGGCUUUUUCCCAAGCCAGGCACGACCGUGCCUACCCCAGGCACGCCGUGCCUGGCACCCAGAAUGCCGAAACCCGAUUUUUUUUUUCGCACCGUUUUUGCGACAUUAAGACCUUUUCUUGAUCCCUAACACAUGUGUGAACAUAAUAAACCUCUCUAAAUGUGUAAGAAUGGUAGGAAAGGUAUCUUACAUGACUUAUAAAUGUAGGAACACUAAAGAUUAAUGGGAAGGAUGCGCGAAUCCUUAUCGAUACCGGGGCGCAACGUUCAUUUGUGAAUGAAGCGUUCGCCAAGAGGUUGGGGGUGCAAUCCGUACCAUUGAAGAAAACCUUAGUGGUAUCAACACCACUAGGAGAUGACGUGGAAAGAACUUGUUACUAUCCAUCUUGUGGGGUGGAGGUUAAUGGUCAAACCUUGACGUGUGACUUCGUACCGCUGGGCAUGAUUGAAUUCGAUGCAAUCCUAGGGAUGGAUUGGCUAGAAAGGAACCAUGCUAGGGUAGAUUGCUACACGAAGGUUCUUGAACUCGAAGGCAACGACGGGGAGACCCUACGCUUCGAGGGCGAUCGAGGGAGAUCAAAUAGCUGUAUCGUAUCCGCCGUGAGAGCGAGAAGUAUGAUGAGAAAGGGAUGUCACGCAUAUCUAGCAUACGUGGUUGACAAAACCAAAGAAGAAACGAACAUCGAUAAUGUGAGGGUGGUUUGUAAGUAUCCGGAUGUCUUCCCUAAAGACCUACCGGGGCUUCCACCUGAUAGAGAGAUUGAAUUUGUGAUCGAGGUCGAGCCUCGUACCAAACCAAUCUCCAUUGAAUUCCUUGUUAUGUCGUUAAGGUUAACAAACGCCCCGGCGGCAUUCAUGGACUUGAUGAACCGAGUAUUUCAUAAGUACCAAGACCGAUUCGUGAUUGUGUUCAUAGAUGACAUCUUGAUUUACUCAAAGAGUGAGGAAGAACAUGAAGAGCACUUGAUACUCGUUCUUGAGACACUACGAAAGAACCAACUCUAUGCCAAAUUUUCUAAGUGUGAAUUUGGCUAAAGGAGAUUGGCUUCCUCGGGCACGUGGUUUCAGGAUCGGGAAUUGCAGUUGAUAACAAGAAGAUAGAAGCCAUUACCGAAUGGGAGAGGCCAAAGAACGUCAAGGAAAUUCGUAGUUUCCUUGGAUUGGCAGGCUACUACAGAAAGUUUGUGGAGAAGUCCUCUGUUCUGGCAUCAUCAUUGACGAAGCUCACUCGUAAAGGAGCUAAGUUCGUGUGGGAUGACAAAUGUGAGAAGGGGUUCUUAGAAAUGAAGAAGAGGUUAACCGAGGCACCAGUACUUGCACUACCCAAACAGGGUAUGGGGCACGAUGUCUAUAGUGAUGCGAGCAUCCAAGGGGUUGGAUGUGUGUUGAUGCGGAUGGGAGGGGUAAUUGCCUAUGCUUCACGACACUUGAAGAGGCAUGAGGUAAACUACCCUACUCAUGAUUUAGAGCUGGGAGCAGUGGUGUUUGCAUUGAAGAUAUGGGGACACUAUCUCUACGGGGAGACGUGUCACAUACACACUGAUAAUAAGAGCUUGAAGUGUGUAUUUACUCAUAAAGAGUUAAACAUGAGACAGAGACGGUGGAUGGAGUUGAUAAAGGACUACCAUCUAGUUAUUGAGUACCAUCCAGGUAAGGAAAACGUUGUAGCAAAUACCCUCAGUCAGAAGAGUUCGUCUGGGGCAUUGCUGACUAGUUUGAGGGCAUUGAGAGCCCAAUUGGAUGUAUAUCCGCCUGUAGAGGAACGUGAGGAUGUGAACUACGUUGUGCAACCGAUUAAGGUCAUUGAUAGAAAGGUGAAGAAACUGCGGAGUAAAGAAGUCCCAAUGGUUAAAGUCCUUUGGAAGAGCGAUCGUGUCGAAGAAGGGACAUGGGAAAUAGAGGCUUUGAUGAGGGAGUAGUAUGCUUCCCUAUUUGAGUAGAGUUGCGAAUUUCGGGGACGAAAUUCCUGUUAAGGGGGGGUGAACUUGUGACACCGCACCCGAACGUCCUUGAAAAACUCAAUAUAAAAAAAAAAAUAAUUUCUAUGUAUUGAAUUUUCGAUUUCCAAACAAUUGUAAAACAAUUAAUGUUUUACGUAGCGCAUGAUUGAUUUUUGUAUUGUUCAAACUCGUAUGUUAGUGUCGGGUUUGCAAAUACUUAUUUGGGCCUUAUUAAUGAACAUAAGAGCCCAACAUUAUCUAAAUAAUGUUACAUAAUCUUUCAAAACAAUUUGAGGAAGGUCGGGCGGCCCAAACAUUAUUUUGGGCCCAACCUGCUAAAAAUAGCAAGUAUUCAAGAAUGGCAUCGUAGGCCCACUCGGGAGUGACCCACACGGCUAGUAGUCCAAUAUAUGAAUGACAAUGUCAAAAUAAGUGAUAGUAUGAUUAGAGAAGAAUACAAAUGCCUAUGGUCCCAUCUUCGACAUUUUUGAGCUAAAUAAUGGGAGUAUGAUUUUCCUUCUAUAAUAUUCAACAUGUAAGUUAUUGGGAUGAUCCUACACAUGUUGGGAAUCAAUAAUAUGAUUUAUGAAGUUGACUUGGCCUACAUAAAUUAUAAGGAGUACAAAAAGACAUCUCAUGACAAGGAUAAAACAAUAGGGUCCAUCUUUUCAUUUUGGAAGUAUUGGUAGGUAUUUUGGACCCCAAAUUGAAUGGGGUCAUUUGGGAACCAUCCCACAUGACCUUGGUACCUGCAAGACAAAGAAAAAUGGGUGAGACAACUAUGUGGGGCGGACAUUUGACUUGAGAGCUACAACAUUACAAAAAAAGAAAUAAAAGAGGAGGUCCACACCAUGUUUAAUUGCAAUCAAACACCCUACCCUUUCUUUUUGUGAACCACAUGCUUAGAUAUCAUUUUGAGAGCUCCUAAACACCUCCCCCUCACCCCCCAUUCGAACUGAAAGGGAUAAGAAAGAAGGGAGAGCCUCACACUCAAAAGAGAAAGAGAUAAGGGAGCUGGCCGCAGGGUUAAUCUCCAGUUCGUGGAGCUCACUGUUUGGUUCGUAUCUUGAGAAAUACUCAUCCAAAAGGGGCGUGUGAGGUGUCCACUGAAAGCUCUCAAGAAGAGGAAUCCAUAGACAUGCGGUUUGAAGGAAACGGAGCAGUUUAAGGCCUCCAAAUCGUCCGAACAAAACGCAACCUUGCAGAAUACGUUUUUGUAUUCAAAGUUAGGGGACGAAUUUGUCUGAAAACACCCGUUCUAGGGACUGUUUUCGUGUCUUCGGUUAGGAGUUGAGCAAGCACCUCGAGGAGGCUGUUUAACACUCAUUUUUAAGCAAGGAAUCAGUUCUCAAACUUCCUUGGCCGAGGCUUUGGUCAUUGGAUCAAGAAGGAAUAGUUUAAAGCUCAUUUGAGGUUGAGGCUAGAGCUUGCUUCCUGUGCUCGUUGCUCGAGAGAUCAUCUAGGGGCGAAGACUUGGUUCGUGCUUCCUCCAUUCGGAUUUUAAACAUUAAUAAACAUGCUCAUGGAUAUUUUAUUAUAGAGCCUGCGUGCUCAUGAAUAGCCCUGUGUGGCCCUUUUGUUUUAAACAAUGUUUUCCGCUGCGUUAUGAACUACUUAUUAUGUUUGUUUAUGGAUGACUUGUGUGUGAAUGAUAUUCAUGACGCCUUGUAUAAUAUGAAUGUGUUGGACUGCGGUUGACUAUUCGUAUUGUACGGCGGGUUGUCGACGUGUCCGGGGAGGUCCGGGGCGUGACAAGGAUACUACCUUCGUUCUUUAAUAUUAGUACUCUUAGGCUUUGGCACGAGUUUUAAGAGGAAAGUAGUGGGGGUAGUGUAAAAGGUGUAAUGAGUAGUGGGUAAAUGAAAAAGUAGGAAAGAGAAAGGGGUAAUGGUAAUAAAAGUUGGGGUAUAAAAGUAUAUUUAAAGUAAAAACUUUCCUUAAAUGGAAAGGAAGACAAAUAAAGAAAACGUCCCAAAAAAGAAAGAAGGACUAAUAAAAAAGAACGGAGGGAGUAUCUACCGGUCAUUCAUCAUGUGGGUAAUGGGUGUAUUUGUAGUUAUGGGAUUUGAAAUUAGUUUUUACUCGACAUAUUUUUGUUUUCGUACACUGGAUUUGGUUUAUUCUUCACCGUCAUAGUAAUACAUAAUUAAUUAUUACUCCGUAUUUAACAUAAAACAACUAGUUUACCUUGUAAAUACUGCAUACUCCUUCGUAAAGUCCUUGCUGAUUUUUAAAACAAACUAGUACGUAGUACUUCGUAUAUCUUCAUGUAAUCCCGUUAUCUAAGAAUAUCUUGUUCUUUAUCAAUGAUAGUUUUUUUAGGGGAUGGAUAAAAAUCAUACAUUUUGUAGAAAACAACUGUUUUUU
This is a messenger RNA of Cuscuta epithymum, 7087 nucleotides long. The record is from the annotation of a GenBank genome assembly. Lineage: Eukaryota; Viridiplantae; Streptophyta; Magnoliopsida; Solanales; Convolvulaceae.